CCGGCCCUUCUUCUUUCUGUUAUCGGUCGUAAUCGUUCGGGGUCUGAAGGUGGGAGGGAGACAGGGAAAGGAGAACAGGAAGCGACAGCGGGAGCGAAGGUGUGAGCAGUGAGAAAGAGAGAGAGAAUAGAAGAAGAAAAAGAAACAGGAGGAAGGAAGAGUGGUAGCGGUAGGAGGGGGAUCUGCUCGAUCUCUCGUUGUCUGCUGUGGAGGUGGUUCGUCGCCGAACUCUUCUGCUCCCAUCCUGAAAGGAUGCCCCCACAUAUCCGAAGAGGGCGUUUAACAGGCAGCAGAGUGCUUGUGCGCUUGAAUACCUCUCUCUUAGGCGGCCCCUCCUUGUCCUCCUCUUCUUUGGCGCCUUGGGCCUCCACUUUCUCGCUCUCGUUUCCAGAGGCGAGUACCUUCUCCUCAUCAUCGAAAGCUCGAGACCGGGAAAAACGACUUUCUGGCCGGUCGCUGGUAGAAGGAGGAGAUGCGGCCACUAUGACAUGGGCGGGUAAUUCUGCCUUUUUUUCGUGGUUACCAUUCAGCGAGGGUGGUCGCUCCCUCUUCGAUUCUUCCUCUUUCUCUUCCUCUGCCUCUGCCUCACAGCUGUCAUCUCUGCCGUCGCGCCGCCUCUCCGCCGCUUCGCCCGCUUAUUCCUGUUGGAGUGAGGCAGUUGCUUCUCUCUUCUUCUUCUUACCAUUGUCUUGCUCUCUUUCACCCUCUCAGUAUAUUACUAAUUGACCUCUUUAGGCAAAUUGUUGUCGUAGAUGUCUGGAGGAGAAGAGGAGGGUGAGGGAAAGCAAUUUGAUUGUGAACCGUCGGAUUUCAAGUCAAUCAGUUGUGUUGGAUCCGAAGACAGUAGUCAAGUCCAAUAAUAGUGUCUAAAUCGAGGCAGGGGUUUUCCCUUUCAUAUAGGGCGAGGACGACGAGGACAGAGAGAUGAAGGGGAGAAGAAACUAGGUUUGUGUACAUAGCAGCCAGUCCCUGGUUGUAGUUACCUGUGAUCAGGCGUUUGUUGUCAUACGUGGAACAUUUGCGUUUUCUUCGUUUUUCUUUUUUUUCUUGUUUGGGGGUGAACAGGUCCUUACGCCUUAACAGUCAUUCCCCGAUUUCAUCAUCAGUCGUUGUUUAUUGAUUAUGUGCAAGUGCGCGUUUCAUUAGUUUUUACCGGUCUAGCGAGGUGUUGUUAGACGUGUUUUGGCAUUGUCGUUUAUGAACGAGGUUAUUUUUAUAGAUAUAGCGGUAGCGAGCACAGGUAUAUUUCAAUUUCUUGUUUGUGUUUGUUGUUGUUAAGACUUGCAGAGAAUGCAGACAAAAAAGCCGCGCUCCCCCCACCCGCCCCACCUUUUUGCCUAAUGGGCAUAUGUUGUAUGAAGACUUGUAUGUUUUAAAUUUUUUAAAAAUCUUCUUGUUAAUGGGAAGAGACUUAUCUUUGAAACGAGUGCGUGCGUGUAUGAAACCUUUGUGAAACGACUUCACGUCUCAAAUCCGUUGCAGAGGGGGGCCGUAAUGAAGGAAGAAUUGUCCGUUGGUCUCCCUUUCUGAACAUCUCCGUGCGCGUACAAUGAUCAUUUGUCUGUGAGUUUUUUUUUUCUCGAGUCCCAUUCUUUGCGACGAUGUGGUCUGCUUCGUCAUCGCCCGUCGUAGUCUGUCGAGCGCAGAUGUCUCUGUCUCCUGUUGCAACGCCUGCAGUUGACAUGGUGCCACGUGUUGGACUGGAUGAAGAAUUGAUGAGGAUUAUAGAAGGACUACAGCGAUUGCCGGCGCCUAUAUGGCUAGACGAUGAGAUCGAGGUGGAGGAGCCACGAUUCGAGGAGAAGCCGCACAGAAAACAGCGCGAGCGCGAGAAGAAGAGGAAGAAGCAGCCGCCACCGCCGCCGCCGCCGCCGCCGCAGAAGCAGCAACAACAACAACAACAGCAGCAGCAGAAGCAAUCGGCUACUAUACUGACUACUGUGUCGCCGUCGGCGAGGAAGAGGCUGGGUCAGGAUCAGACAGCUGGCCACCAGUCGCAUAAGUCAGGCGGUACAUCGGAUGCCGUUCCCGAUGAUCGUUGUCGGAAAGGAGAGCAGCUCUCGACAAAUUCGGCGGGGCUGGCGGGAAACAACAACAACAGUGCGGAUGCGGUCUGCACAGCUGCUGCUCUCGCUUCUUCAGGUGCUGCUUCUGCAGCUCUUGUUCCCGCUAGCGUUUCAUCGACGGUCCCGGCCGGCAAAGCUCAAGCUCUUCCUCAGGCUGAUGUCGGUGGAAAUGGGAAAGGAUCGGCGGCGGCGGUUGCAGUCGUCAGAAAUGUCAAUCUCGUGGCUGCAAUGGUCUCCCCUUCUUAUCCUGGCCUUGGUAAUCCAUCGAGGCCGUUGAUCAGUCGCGGGCGAUCACCGGUGUGCAUUCAGGUAGAAAGCAUACAGGUUUUCUCGAGGUCGAGUGGCAGUCUGUUCAUCUCGGCGACUGUCGCACCAUUGCCCACUCGAAGCUCGCACCGAGAGCCGGUCUCCGGUCAGCAACUCUCGGUGAAUCCUACUCCGCCUACCGCGGCGGAUGCGCAUCCCCACUCUCCCCCCCCUUCGGGCUGCUCCUCUGUGGUUGGAUUACCAACGGGGCAGGAACCCAAUGUGGCGUCGGCUCCUGCUUCUUCUGCGUUGGCUGCGGAGCAACAGCCGCUCUCUCCCGUAGCAGUCAAACCUGCUGCGGGGGAGCAGUCUGUUGGAUGCUCAGAGGGGUUGUUGUCGUCGCCGCCUUCGUCGUCGGCUUCGUCGCUGUUUCCUGGCUCCUCUCCUUAUUGUAAUGUGCGCCGGGAGGAUGGAUUAGCUGCAGUGGGAAUGCCGCACGGGACAGCGGCGGCGGCGUCGCCAGGGCAGGUUGUGGGAGUUCCGCCGCCUCCGCUCUUCGGGAUGCAUCAAGAUAAGAAGCGAUCGGGCGGGAAAAGCAAAUUCAAACCGCCGUUGAAUAGGGGGUGGAAAGCGUUGUCCGCUGCGUUGGGUCUAGGGUUUCUCAAGGAGAAUUCCAAUCAAGGAGGGGUGGGGCAUCAUCAUAAUCAUCAACAGCAUCACAGUGGUAGCAGCAGCAACUGGUUCCUCGGUCCGAGUGGUAGUCAUCAUCAUCAUCAGCAGCAUCAUCAUCACCAUCAUAACGGUAUUGGUGGGCAUUAUGGACAAUGGCAACAGGGGAGCCAGAAUAAUAACAACAUCACUGGUGGUAGCAGUCACAAAGGGACUCGUCAUCAUCAGCAACAGCAAUCUUACGCGCCAGCUUCAGCUCCUGCUCGUUCUUUGUCUCCGUCGAGCAGCGGCCGCCAUCAUCCUAGCCACCUGAAUUUCUUCAUUCCGCCGGUUCAGUCCCGAUUGUUUCAGCAUCAGCAUGGGUACUCGUCGAGUGGAGGGGGGGGUGCUUUGUCUCCGCUUUCUCGAUCGCAAGAGUUGCAGAUGACGAGUUCUGAUACCAUGUUGGGAUGGAGUGAUACUGAGGGUGAUGGGGAUUGGACGCCGCGCAGCUUUGUCGACGACGGCGAACGGCAGUUGCGCACUACGCUAGGAUACCGCAGAUUAGAGCCGAUGUCGGACGAAGCGGCGGCGGAACCAUCGUCGGGAGGGGGCAAGAGUAGUGCGGCAUCGUCGUCGACGUCGCGGAAGCGGUUCGGAGGGGGAAUGGCGGGAGGAGGGGGCGCCUCCUCGGCGGCCGUUGAUUUGGAGGCGAAGAGGGAGAAGAAGGUUUCGCCGGUGAAGAGGAGGUUGCACACGCCGCGUCGGCAUGGUAAUCUCGGGCUGGAGUUGAUUGGGACGUCGGAGGGUGGAGUAGGGGGCGGGGGGGGGGACUCGAUCGGGGUAGCAGCAGCGGCGGAUCUGAUGGACGGAUUCUCAAGGACGUGGUCGUUGAUGUCGAAGGGUGGUGGGGGCGCAGCGUCGCCGCCCUCGACGAGCGGCGGAACUCCGCGGCACUUGGUCGUGUCGCACGGGCGUACUGCUAGCAGCAACAAUCCCUUCCUCGCCUCGUCGGAUGUCGAAGGAGACGAGUCAUCUUCGGGUGCGUCAGGGUGUGCAUCGCCCGGAGGCUCGCGCUUCUUCUGUGUGGAGGACGAUGAAGCGGACCAGAUCCCAUGGCUGCCGUGCUACUCCGAGAAAAGGCAAAAGAUCCAAGCCAUUCAUUUUCUGUACGUUACGGACGACUCGGGCAAUCGAACGAUUUUGUCCGAUGAGAUCACAGACCAGUCGAAGAAGAAGAAAAGCAGUAAGGAGUGGCGGGAGCAGUGGAGACCCUGCAGUCCUUACCCAAAGGAAGCGAAAGGGCGACUCCCUGGCAGCUACUUGUUUGAGGACGAGGAUGAUGAUGACAGUUUCAUUUUUGUUAACGGUGAGAGGCUCGGGACGAACAGCGGGUUGCUCGGAGUCAAAUUAAGAGAAGCUCGAGAGGCGGAGAAGAAGGUGCCCAAAAGAGAAGAGCGGCAGUCGAAUGAUGCCUUGGACUCUCCCACUAGACGACGCCCUCGAAUAUCGCAGCAGCCCCAGCAGUCCACCUCCUCUCCUUCUUAUGUGUUUUCUUCCGUUUCUUUUGGUUCGGUUUGUGCUUCUUUGCGUUCUAGGUGUGCUUCCUCUCGUGGCGGCUUAUCAGGAGAGGAAGAAGGCUUGGAGGUGGACGACGGUAAGGAGGGUGAACUUAGUGGUCUACCAGCCGCGCGGCCGGAAUCGUCGCCAGCUCCUGGUUGCUUACCGAUUUCCCCUGAGGAAGGAAGGGGAAGGAGUGUGAGGCCGCCUCCACUUGCCCUUGGCCAUUGCGAGGCAUUAGGGGAAUCGCUUGAUCUGUCAGGAGCUGGAGACGCACAGAAGGAUUUGGCAACGACCCCCCGCUUCGCGGGGGCUACAGAAUGCCGCGAGGCGAGACGAAAGGAUGUGGAUGACACGGUUGACGCCCCUGACUCUGAAGGGGCGGCGGCGGCUAUGGGGCAAGAAGAAUCGGGCGAGGCAGAAGGGGGCAAGCAGGACAAGGGGAAUCAUCAUGAUAGUAGUGGCACGACCUUAAUUUCUCUUCGUUCUACCGCUGCUGCCUCUGUCGCGAAUGCGGAGGCAAGUUCGGCCAAUGAAUUGAGAGCGGAGGCGGAAGGUUGCCUGGCAUCAACGUAUCUGGUUGCAGCUGCUGUUCGUGGCGAAGGUGGUCUUUUGGAGUGGUCCUCGACAGAGGAGGAGGCGCCUGGUGAGAAAGCAGGCAGCCUGAAGGGAACGAGAGGAGAGAUGACCGGGAGUCAAUCGACGGUUUCUUCUUGUUCUUCCUCUGUCGUUGUUGCCACUCGUGCUGCUAACUCCUCUUUCAUGGAUUUGGAGGAGGAAGAGCGUAUAAUGCCACCAUCUCUGCCGCUGGCUGCGGAGGGCUUGGAUCCUUUGGUGGCCACGGAUGUGGAACGGAGGAGACCCACAGUAGGCAGUCUGGAUGCGUCCGAUGUGGUCGGGGACAGUGGGGACCACCGGAAUGCGCGACUUUCCGGGUGGCGCAAGGAAGCGGUGGAAGCAUUGGCGGCGGGAGAGCUGGGAGAGGCAGUCGAGCUGGAAAUUGGCACUGGGGGGGAGAGGAGAGAAGCACCGGUUAAAGUCGUCGGACAUGUCUCAGUCGAGCCGGAGGUAGGAUCACUUCGACAUUGGUUCCCCUCGGUCGAUGUAGCGGUCUUUGGAGAUGGCAAUGGGAGGAAGCAGAUGGUAGGGAAGGCGGACGAAGGGCGAGGAGCGCAUUCAAGCGGAGGAUCUGGUAGUGUAAGGUGUGACAACUUCGCCGUGGGAGGCGGUUUAGCGGAUUGGAGCAGCGCGAAAGGAGAGGAGAAGAGCAGGGAAAGAGGUGCGGUGGUGGCGUCGUUACCAAGGGGAGAGUAUGGGAGGGAGGAAAGAGGAGGAGGAGGAGGAGGAGGAGGAGGAGGAGGAUGUACGACCGAAGCAACCUAUCAGCGCGACAGUGAUGGAGGUGGUGUAGUUGGCCCGAGCGGGUACCUCGACGAUGACGAACGCGAGGACGGAGAGGCGGCCAUGGAGCAUAGUGGUGCGAUCAAGGACGGGGUGCUUUUGUCGGGAUGGGAGGAGAGUGGAGUCGAGAUCCCGCUCGUUGAGGGGAGCGAUACAGGGACGAGGGAGAAGCGGCGGAAUUCGAGUGAUGGCGGAGACGCGAAGAGGACGGGUCGCAGCAAGGACUCCACUGAAGGCAGAAAGAGCGGUGGUGAUUGUGUUGGGAGCGCUAGCACCGGCGGCGGGAAGAGAAGAGGACGGGUCGGUCGGACAUUGGAGCAGUUGGCGUUGCCCAGGUCGUCGUCGGGAGGGUUCUACGAUGACAUGACGACCGAGGAUGACGCGGACGCCGCUGCUUGGAAAGGCGGUCGCACGUGGUUGCGCCGGAAAGAGCAGCCUAUAAGGGAGAGGAGAGACUGCCUCAGGUGGUCUAAUCCCCUGUACAACGCGAGUGAAUCUACCUCUCCUCCAUUGACGCCUAACGCCGGUGUCAGUGGGCUGUUGGUAAGAGAGUUGGAGGGAGGUGGGGUGUUCUCAAAGCUGGCAAGCGGUAGCGGUGGUGGGCGUUGUGUCUCACAGCGUCGGCCCAACUUGAGGUACAACGACGUGGACCUGAUGCGAUCCUCGACAGACAACGAGUCGACCUCGAUAGCUGAUGGUGGGGAACUCGACGCGGCGGAUGUACAGAACCUAGGUGGUUGUGGUUCUAUUAUGAUGAUAUCUGAGAAGAGUUUCCUAGAUGUUGUGGAUAAUCUGGAGGAUGACGUCCCGCCCGUACUCUUUGGAGAGGCGUCGUUGUUAGAUGCAGAACGGAAGAAGAGAACGAAGAGCAUGUGGAGGGGAUGGCCGGAUUUAAAGGAGCAAGGAGUUGCGAGGGAAGGGGAGGGAGGGGGAGGAAUCUGUGGGACUAGGAGGGUAGAGAUGGAGUUGCAAGAGGAAGAGGACGCGGGGGAAGAUCUGGGCAUGAGUCUGGAUAUGGAAGAGGAAGAGGAGGAGGGGAACGGGAAGACGAGGGUUCAAAGAGGAGGAGAAGACCGAGCGCCUUCGGUUAUCGCAUCAGAUAGAUGGUUUGGAAGAAACUCGGCGUCGCUGUUUCUGGAAAGUCGCAGAACGAGAAGAGAGAGUACGAGAGAGGUGUUGCCUGCGGACUGGAGAUUGCCGUCGGACAACAGCAGCAGCAGCACCAGCAGCAGGAAAUCCACGUUUCCGAGGCACAUUCCCUUGGAACUUGUCGAGCCGCUGACAAUGAGGGGGACUGCCUUCCGUAGCGUGUCAGGCAAGAGGGACCAAGAGAGUGGUAGAGUCAGGGAGAGGGAUGUGCCUGCUUCUCCUCCGGAGGUAUCGGACUCUCGCUCUUGUCGACCUUCGUUACCUGUAGCCGUUCCGCGGCUUGCGGAAGGGCAGCCGAUGUGCUCGGCGCAUUUCCAGUGUUCUUUUGGAAGUGACUGCCCAGACACUGCGCACGGACAUUGGUACUUAGAUAAUAAUAUCACUUUCUGAUCACUUUCUCCUCUCUCGUUUACCAUUUCGCCUCAACCUGCUCCCCGCUCCCCCACCCUCUCUCUCUCUCUCUCUCUCUCUCUCUCUCUGUCCUCUGUCCGACUCUCUCUCUCUCUCUCUCUCUCUCCAUCUCUCUCUCUCUGUGUCGAUUCUCUUGAUUCUAUGUAAACAGCAUGUGGGCGGUGGGGCCAGUUGAUGGUUGCACGUUCAUCUCGCACGUAACCGACUACCGACUCGUUCUGUCGCUAUGUAUAUAAUAACUCUAUCCCUCUCUGGUCGGUGGCGUUUGGUUGGUGCACAACAUCUGUCGUGUCGCGCGACCUUCUUGGUCAGUUAUUCCCGUCUUCACAUUUGCUGUGGCGCACGGCUCUCAUCUGUUAUUCCCGUUUCUUUGCAUAGUGACGGUUGUGCAGACAGUGGUGAUGAAUUUUUUUGUAUCAUUCGAUAAUUAUUUAUAGGAUGUCGAAUACACUCGUCUCCGCGCUCAUCUGCUGCGUGACGACGAGACACAAUGGAGCGAGGGGAAGUUGGGUAUUUUUUCUUCAUUCACUUCUUCUGAUUUUACGUAUCUGUGUGGUGCGGAUGGAGUUCGAGUUGUUGCUCGCUGACGACUCUUCAUAGAGCUGUUAAAUCAUCCUGAACGAUUUAUUAAAUUCCUUCCUUACUCUGCUUUCUCUCUGUGCUCAUCAAGAUCCAUCCCAGAUCUAAUUUGAUCAUCACCCCUUCGUCCCUUUCUUUUUUUUUCUUUUUUUUUUUUUCCUUCGUCCAUUUCCUCUUGUCCCCCUUCUCUUCGGGCAUCCGCUUCAAUGGAACGAUACACAAGAUUAGCACGGCUCCUGCGCAAGGAUGGAUGACACUUAUACAUCGACAACUGGUCUCUGUUCUUCUCUUUUUCUUCUCUCUCUUCUUUUUUCUUCUGUUUUUCUUCUCUUUCUCUUCUUUUUUCUUUGUUUCUUCUUUUUUUUUUCUCUGUUUUCUUCUCUUGUCUUCGCUUGUCUGGCCUCGCUGCCGCUGGGAAAUGGCUGUCCUUUUUCCUGGUAUAGAAUACGUGGAAACGAACUGUACAGAAUUUUUAAGAAACGCUUUCGCCGCGGCUGUGGAUCGUUUGGCUGAAUCCAGUCAUGAGUCAGAAUGCUAUUUUUCGA
Messenger RNA from Chara braunii, 8605 nucleotides. Lineage: Eukaryota; Viridiplantae; Streptophyta; Charophyceae; Charales; Characeae. The record is from the annotation of a GenBank genome assembly.